Molecule: messenger RNA, 1776 nt
Organism: Toxotes jaculatrix (banded archerfish)
Lineage: Eukaryota; Metazoa; Chordata; Actinopteri; Toxotidae
Product: protein NLRC3-like
Exons: 1
Source: RefSeq, a predicted model, not a curated record
AAAUCUACUCUGAAGAAGAAGUUCCAGUGUGUGUUUGAGGGGAUCUCUAAAGCAGGAAACCCAACCCUUCUGAAUCAGAUCUACACAGAGCUCUACAUCACAGAGGGAGGGACUGGAGAGGUCAAUGAUGAACAUGAGGUCAGACAGAUUGAAACAGCAUCCAGGAAACCAGCCAGACCAGAAACAAGCAUCAGACAAGAAGACAUCUUUAAAACCUCACCUGGAAGAGAUGGACCAAUCAGAACAGUGAUGACAAAGGGAGUGGCUGGCAUUGGGAAAACAGUCUUAACACAGAAGUUGACUCUGGACUGGGCUGAAGACAAAGCCAACCAGGACAUACACUUCACAUUUCCAUUCACGUUCAGAGAGCUGAAUGUGCUGAAAGAGAAAAAGUUCAGCUUGGUGGAACUUGUUCAUCACUUCUUUACUGAAACCAAAGAAGCAGGACUCUGCAGGUUUGAAGAGGUCCAGGUUCUGUUCAUCUUUGACGGUCUGGAUGAGUGUCGACUUCCUCUGGACUUCCACAACACUGAGGUCCUGACUGAUGUUACAGAGUCCACCUCAGUGGAUGUGCUGCUGACAAACCUCAUCAGGGGGAAACUGCUACCCUCUGCUCGCCUCUGGAUAACCACACGACCUGCAGCAGCCAAUCAGAUCCCUCCUGAGUGUGUUGACAUGGUGACAGAGGUCAGAGGGUUCACUGACCCACAGAAGGAGGAGUACUUCAGGAAGAGGUUCAGAGAGGAGGAGCAGGCCAGAAGGAUCAUCUCCCACAUCAAGACUUCACGAAGCCUCCACAUCAUGUGCCACAUCCCGGUCUUCUGCUGGAUCACUGCUACAGUUCUGGAGGAUGUGUUGGAAACCAGAGAGGGAGGAGGGCUGCCCAAGACCCUGACUGAGAUGUACAUCCACUUCCUGGUGGUUCAGUCCAAACUGAAGAAUGUUAAGUAUGAUGGAGGAGCUGAGACAGAUCCACACUGGAGUCCAGAGACCAGGAAGAUGAUUGAGUCUCUGGGAAAACUGGCUUUUGAGCAGCUGCAGAAAGGAAACCUGAUCUUCUAUGAAUCAGACCUGACAGAGUGUGGCAUCGAUAUCAGAGCAGCCUCAGUGUACUCAGGAGUGUUCACACAGGUCUUUAAAGAGGAGAGAGGACUGUACCAGGACAAGGUGUUCUGCUUCGUCCAUCUGAGUCUUCAGGAGUUUCUGGCUGCUUUUCAUGUCCAUCUGACCUUCAUCAACUCUGGAGUCAACCUGCUGUCAGAAGAACAAUCAACCUCCAACUGGUCUAAACUGUCCACAGACAAACCUGAUCCAACACAGCUCUACCAGAGGGCUGUGGACAAGGCCUUACAGAGUCCAAAUGGACAUCUGGACUUGUUCCUCCGCUUCCUCCUGGGUCUUUCACUGCAGACCAAUCAGACUCUCCUGCGAGGUCUGCUGACACAGACAGGAAGUGUCUCACAGACCAAUCAGGAAACGGUCCAGUACAUCAAGAAGAAGAUUGAAGAGACUCCCUCUGCAGAGCAAAGCAUCAACCUGUUCCACUGUCUGAAUGAACUGAAUGAUCGUUCUCUAAUGGAGCAGAUCCAACAGUCCCUGAGUUCAGGACGUCUCUCCACAGAUAAACUGUCUCCUGCUCAGUGGUCAGCUCUGGUCUUCAUCUUACUGUCAUCAGAAAAAGAUCUGGAUGUGUUUGACCUGAAGAAAUACUCUGCUUCAGAGGAGGCUCUUCUGAAGCUGCUGCCAGUUGUCAAAGCCUCUAACAAAGCUCUGUAA